Coffea eugenioides is the source of this 1020-nucleotide messenger RNA. Its product is annotated as probable RNA-binding protein 18. The transcript has 5 exons. The record is from RefSeq and is a predicted model, not a curated record. Gene Ontology annotation, molecular function: RNA binding. The coding region runs from base 198 to 680 and encodes 160 amino acids. NCBI's taxonomy places the organism in Eukaryota, Viridiplantae, Streptophyta, Magnoliopsida, Gentianales, Rubiaceae.
GGCGGGAGGUCUUGCAGCCGCUCUCCUCUCCUACUGUUUGGGAACCAGCAGAAGCGUAGCUAGAUCUUUAUCCCCUCCGGUUCUAACCUAGAACCUCGAACUAGUAUUAAAUUUAUCCAGGCUACUGUUGACUGCAAUACACAGGAGUAACUGGACUGAAUCAUCAAUUUUGCCGUCAGUUUCCCGCCAGCAGUUUCAUGGACCUUGGGCAUAGUUUUGAUGACAAGUGUGAAAGCAGACUUUACAUUGGCAAUCUCGACUUAAGGAUAACUGAGGCAGCUCUUAUUAAGAUGUUCUCUCCAUUUGGAAAGAUAGUAUCUGAAGACUUUCUGUGGCACACAAGAGGCCCUAAACGUGGAGAGCCACGUGGAUAUGCUUUCGUUCAGUUCAACACGAAAGAGGAAGCUAAAUUGGCCAAAGAGAAGAUGCACGGGAAGUUGGUUUGUGGUCGGCCUUUGGUUGUUCGCCUUGCUAGUGAGAAAUACUUGAUGGAUGCAGCAAGUAAUUCACCUAAUGCAAUUGGGGACUCAAGCAAAUCAAGCCUUGCUGGUAGCAGUUCAGGACAAGUGAAUCGAAGUGCAAAAAUAGCUGCAAUAAAGAACAAAUUGAAGGCCAUGGAAGAGGAGGGCGGGAACCCAAAGAAACAGAAACAAGCCGAUAGCAUAUCUUGCAUGGAGUAGAUGGAGAAUCCUUCAUCUGUUAAAAGAUAAUGGACAGAGAAAUCUGAUAAUUCUGGCUAAUUAAUGUUUAAGCUCUUUGGGUUCCUUUUGGAGUCAACAAUUGUAGGAGAUGAUGACAAUAUAGUUUUCUGGAGACAGGUAGAAAUUUCGUUUUGUGGGUUAAGUUCUUCGGAAAGGUAGACAAUAUAGUCAACAUUAUAUGGUUUGUAUGUAUUAACUUUUAGUACUGACAGGAAUGUAACUCAGUAUUGGAAUCCCCUUUGUUUUACGCAAUUCAGAGACUAUGCCAAGUAACAACUAACAACUGACAAUUGUCAUCCGGUUGCUGACACUUUUUACA